Procambarus clarkii (red swamp crayfish) is the source of this 1152-nucleotide messenger RNA. NCBI's taxonomy places the organism in Eukaryota, Metazoa, Arthropoda, Malacostraca, Decapoda, Cambaridae. The record is from RefSeq and is a predicted model, not a curated record.
AUGUCGCUAUAUACCGAGCGGUCCAAGAGGUUGACCAGCACAACACGACAUUUUCACCCACCACCCAGGGACACCCAGCAGGCCAGAGACACCCAGCAGGCCAGGGACACCCAGCAGGCCAGGGACACCCAGCAGGCCAGGGACACCCAGCAGGCCAGGGACACCCAGCAGGCCAGGGGCACCCAGCAGGCCAAGGACACCCAGCAGGCCAGGGACACCCAGCAGGCUAGGGACACCCAACAGGCCAGGGACACCCAGCAGGCCAGGGACACCCAGCAGGCCAGGGGCACCCAGCAGGCCAGGGGCACCCAGCAGGCCAGGGACACCCAGCAGGCCAGGGACACCCAGCAGGCUAGGGACACCCAACAGGCCAGGGACACCCAGCAGGCCAGGGACACCCAGCAGGCCAGGGACACCCAGCAGGCCAGGGACACCCAGCAGGCCAGGGACACCCAGCAGGCCAGGGGCACCCAGCAGGCCAGGGACACCCAGCAGGCCAGGGGCACCCAGCAGGCCAGGGACACCCAGCAGGCCAGGGACACCCAACAGGCCAGGGACACCCAGCAGGCCAGGGACACCCAGCAGGCCAGGGAUACCCACCAGGCCAGGGAUACCCACCAGGUCAGGGACACCCACCACCCAGCAGGCCAGGGACACCCACCAGACCAGGGACACCCACCACCCAGGGACACCCAGCAGGCCAGGGACAUGCAGCAGGCCAGGGACACCCAGCAGGCCAGGGACACACAGCAGGCCAGGGACACCCAGCAGGCCAGGGACACCCAGCAGGCCAGGGACACCCAACAGGCCAGGGACACCCAGCAGGCCAGGGACACCGAGCAGGCCAGGGACACCCAGCAGGCCAGGGACACCCAGCAGGCCAGGGACACCCACCAGGCCAGGGAUACCCACCAGGUCAGGGACACCCACCACCCAGCAGGCCAGGGACACCCACCAGACCAGGGACACCCAGCAGGCCAGGGACAUGCAGCAGGCCAGGGACACCCAGCAGGCCAGGGACACCCAGCAGGCCAGGGACACCCACCACCCAGGGACACCCAGCAGGCCAGGGACACCCAGCAGGCCAGGGACACCCACCACCCAGGAGGCCAGGGACACCCAGCAGGCCAGGGACACCCAGCAGACCACUGA